Molecule: messenger RNA, 2445 nt
Organism: Funneliformis mosseae
Lineage: Eukaryota; Fungi; Glomeromycota; Glomeromycetes; Glomerales; Glomeraceae
Source: the annotation of a GenBank genome assembly
AUGAUAUUUCAACAUGAAAUUGAUUCUCACAUGGCUUUUCGAUUAAUGAAUCAACAUGGUGUUAAUGAACCUAUAAAAUUAAUAUCAAUGUGCCCAACAAUGGAUUUGCUUGCAGUUUGUACUGAAACAGAUUCCGUUUGGGUAGCUAGGUGGUUUAGUGCCUUAGAAAAAAUUUGGACUUUGCCAGCUGGAAAGCAUGGCAAUGACAAAGUAGAGGCAUUAGCGUGGAGACCCGACGGAAAAGUAAUUGCAUUAGGAUAUUCAAGCGGAGCUAUUAGACUAUAUAACGUUGAUAAACUGGAAAUGAUACAUGAAUUGUUUCCUCAACCUAUUGAUCCGCAACAUUCAUUUGAAUCAAUAAAACCAUCUGCAAUAAAUUUUCUGAUUUGGGUUCAGGAGAAUGAAAAUGAUAGUGAAAACGUGAACGAACAACAGAUCAAUUAUAUUAGUACACAUCCUAUACAGAGGUAUUUACCUAAACUUAGCACAAUUCCGCGUGCAAAACCAAUAAGUAAUCUGUUGGGAAACAUAAACGAAUCUCAUGAAGAUGAGAUUGAAAAUGAAAUAUCUAAUCUUAUAGAUUUACUUAUAGCGGGAGACACGUCCGGGAACUUACAUCUAAGCGUGAAGAUUAUAAAUGCUUCAGUUACACCAGACCUCUCUCACAUCACAUUGUUGGUUCUCGCAAGUUAUACAUCCGUGGUAACCAAAACUUCAGCAAAUGAACGAUUAGUUGAAAUUACUCUUAACACGGGAUUGCUUUAUACGCAUAAAAAUGAAAUAAGAACUUUAUCUCAAACGUAUACUAUUAUCAAAUACUUGACAGAGUAUAUAUUUGAAGGCAUGAAACAGAUCAAGGCAGAACACGAAAGUAUGAAAGCAAACGCAAAGAUAUUUAUUGAUAAAUUUCAAUUAGUACUAUCAGAAAGUAAUGCUAACUCGAAAUUGUCUGCAGAGUUUAUUCAUUAUCUAGCCUCUGGAAAACCGAGUUCUUUGCUACACAAAUAUCUGGAAAUGCAUCUUACCAAAAGGGGGCUGAAGGAUUGGGAAAGUAAAGGCCAAAAGUCUUUUGAACAAAUUCGUGAAUAUAUACAUCAUUAUAUUAGGCCAGGUUGCGAAAGGCUGCUUUUACAAUUGAGCACACUGAUUGGAUAUUGUAAAUGGCAGCAAAAGUUCAAGGGUCUUGGAUUGUCUGAGUCAUAUGUUCAUUCUAUUAUAAUUUCUACUGGAUGUCUUGUUAACCGUCUUGAAGAUGUGUUAAAUAUAAUUGAUGAAAAGUACACAAGUUUUAUGGAAUUCCAGCAGUGGCUUCAAUAUGGUUCAAUAGAUCAUAAUCAAACCCAUGAAACACCACCACUCACCAACAUUAGUAAGAUUGCCUCUUAUAUAAAGAAUUCUUUGCAUAUGGAUUUCUUGGAUAGUUAUUUCACAGAAUCAGAGACGGUAGAAAUUUCUUUACCUGAUGUUAAAUUCCCAAAUGCUGCCUCAAUGGAUCUUUAUGAUGGAGGUGAUCCACUAGUCCUUUCAUUUGAACCUAAAAGUUCCGAGUCAUAUAUAGAAAGUUCUAUUAAGGCAGCCGCACCCGCAUAUCCUUAUGACUUUUUUUCUUGUCAGAAAGAAGAUUGGUUUCCUCCAACGUUUCAAUCAUUUGUUGAUAUGUUAAUAUUACGAUGUAAUAAAAUGUCUACCUCAACAGCAUAUAAUGUUGUUAAUUCGGUUAAGGCAGAAGAAUUUUUGUACAUAAUUGAUAAUCUUAUAAAUUAUGACUUCAUGAAUAACGAGAGUUUAGAAGGAACUCAAUCGUUAGUGUUAGACACACGAAUCGUAAUGAAGGAAUAUCAACCGAUUUUAUACGUUGCAUUUUGCCUAUAUGGAUCAGUUCAAUAUUCACCACCAUCCUUGUGGGUUCUCCGAUCAUCAUUAAAAUCUGAAAAUACACCAAAUCUGGAAUUUAAUUCUGAAAAAUCUCUUGAUAAACGAACCAGUGAAAUUUCCGUUAUCGAACUGUCAAAUCAGAAGCAACAAAAUAAGUAUCUUAUAAUAACAGAUAUGCAAUUAUUUGAUGAUGAGAAAAUGCAUUUAAUCAUAACUGGGCUUGAUGAAUCAGAAAAUGAAGUAAAUUGUAUAGUAGAAGUGAAUUACACAGAACUAAACUUUAUACAAGUUAUCGAACCACGCACAGUACUACAAGCGAUAGAAUAUUCAAAAAGAAUCAAUGUUGUUGAUCAAGUAUUAAACCAAAAGAAUUUGGAAAAAUUCUCACCUCUUUUAGUACAAAAAUAUCGGGUGAUUUCACAGUUUAAACCGUUAAAACUAACAACCAAUGGUGCAAGAGGAUUAGCUUGUAUCUUAAGUGAAGAUAAAAAAAAAAUAAUUAUACUUGAUACAAAUGAUCAGGAAGACGAAGAUGAUACGGAAAACGAUAACGAAAUGAUGGAAGAAUAA